This is a messenger RNA of Bursaphelenchus xylophilus (pine wood nematode), 2490 nucleotides long. NCBI's taxonomy places the organism in Eukaryota, Metazoa, Nematoda, Chromadorea, Rhabditida, Aphelenchoididae. The record is from the annotation of a GenBank genome assembly.
AUGGGUGCGCGGAGGGCCGAGUGCCGGCCUCUAAAAAGCCCGCAGGGCCUAACGAGGUUACCUCGCAGCAUUCCGUCGAAAAUUGAAUCCCGCGAAUCCCGUGCGCCACUCAGCGUCGGCGCCUUUCCAUCUCGUUGGCCGGCUACGGUGGGUCAAACCAGCAUUGCCGGCGUCUCGAGGGAGUCGUUUGGAAGAAGAUAUGGAGGAAUAUCGAAAGGCGAUGACGAAGAAAGGGACGUAGUUAACGACGACGAUGAUUUGAGGGAAAUAAGCUUUAGAGAAGGCGUGAAAGGUAAAGGAAGAUCACUGAAGAUCUACAUCCCCUCAGGGCAUCAUCUUAUACGAAGUCAAUUACUAUUCUUCCCUUUUGGUAACGACCGUGUUUUGCCCUGUCCCCUAAGACGCUAAUAGUGUAAAUGACAUCUGAGAAAGCGAAAACAAAUUAUUUUAUUUUUGUCUGGAUUCUGGCUUCUAAUCUCCGCUCUCGAUUACGGUCGACCUCCCACCGCUGUCCUCAAGGACUCGUCGAUUAGAGAUCGAUGGCUGUAAAGUCAUUACUUCCGAUCAUCACAAGUGCCGCGAAACCCAAAAAAGCGAGAGCCUUUUGUAUUCAAUUACAGGCGAACAGUUGGCCCUCGAAGGGAAACGAAACAUUUUCAUUAGUUUAUGAUCCAAUGGGCUUAAUCCGCCUUAAGUGCCGCGCCGAUCCGGCCCCAUUGGGAAUCGCCGGUCAUUUUAGGUUAUAAAGUUUGAGGAAGAGAAGAGUUAUGUCAUCAAAUGAGUUAAUCCCAUCGAAAAUGGAAACACUAAUCUAAUUUUUGGUUCAAAGGCAUGUAUUCGAAAGGGGCGAAUCGAAUGUCCGGCAGAGGAGAAAUUUACAGGGUUUAACUACAAAUAUAUAUGUAUAAAUAAUUGCUUUAUUAAUAUAUACAUACAUCAUGAUGACAAUUACAAUAAGAAGGAUGAAAAUACUGCCGAUCUCCGGACCAAACCCGCAAUAAAGAAAUCACUCUCUCUGUAUUGUAAUCCUUACUUUAUUUUGUUAAUUGCCAGUUAGGACGUCCCUAUAAAAGGCAAGCCCUGACGUCAAUAAAUUAGUCUAACAAGGAAUGUGGAAAAAUGUGUAAAUCGAUUUUGGCUUGGGACAUGGUUAGAUCGAAAGGUCUAAAAUUAGACCUUUGGUAGUCGAUUAUUCACUUGGGGGAAAUCUCUGCGCGGGGCUUGAAAACCGAGAAAAUCGGCUUCAAAGUUUGGACGAAAAAAAGUAGCAACAGAUAGGGAUCCCGGAAAUAGCGAUAAAAAGAGCGAAGCGGUGGCCGAGUGGUCAGUGCGCUCGGUUUUUGCACAAAAGGUCUCAAGUUCGAAUCUCCUUUUAUUCAUAACUUUUUUAAGUCUCUGAGCGCAGGACACCCACCGAGAUGAUAUCUCGGCUUGAUGUUGGGUGAUCUAUAGAAACAGCUUAUUGUUAGGCGACUUCAACAACGUUAAAGUGGCGACUAACAUGGAAUUCUAACUCCCGCGGACAAAUCUCCGAAACCUCUAUGUAGCAUAAAUGUACAGGGUGUACCAAUUUGGUGGCCCGAUUUGAAUUGGCUAUAACUUUUUUAAUUUUGGGCCAAAUUUUAAAAUUCUUUUUUUUCCCUGAAUCCCCAGACAUCCCCAUUGUGUUUAAUACCAAAUAUGUGGCAAGAGUACAGAAAUCUCGCCGUCUUCGUCGUGAAGAACAAAAGAUCUCAAAAAAUGCCGAAAAUCAGUCGUAUCUUUUGAACGGCAUAGAUAGUUGUGGUAAACCUAGGUUCAUAAGGUUUAAAAUUUUGUGUAGAAUACAUAGUUUGGAAUCAAAAAACAAAAGCAAAUCCGCUCCUAAGAAGUGAAACCCGGAGGGCACAGAUAUGAAAAUUUUGAAAAUCCGCAAAGUUGGGGAAAAGGUUUGGCCCUAAACAAAGAUGAAAUUCAAUCUAAGUUUUGUAGUAUAAGUUUUUUGGUCCAACAUGUUGCAACAUAACAUUCCAUUUUUAGGGCCGACAAUUUUAACAACCGAAAACAGUGAAAGAAAGUAUUAGUUUUUCGUUGUUUGUUGCUUUUUACUGUAGUUUACAAAAAAUGUAUGUUAUAUUUGGUAUUAACCAAAAUGGGGAUGUCUGAGGAUUCUAGGAAAAAGAAUUUAAAAAUUUGGCCCGAAAUUAAAGAAGUUAUAGCCAAUUCAAAUCGGGCCACCAAAUUGGCGUAAGUCAGUCAAGAACUCAAAAUGCCCCGCGGUAGCUUUUGUAAACAGGCACUACCGGUAGUUGUGGAAAAGCGCACCCAGCGCAUCCCAACCAAAAAAAGAAGCUCCAGAAGUUGGUCUGGGCAUUGGCCCAGACGCAACUCCAAACCAGCCCAAUGCCGUUUCUCAGCCUGUGCCAAUCCACAACCGGGCCCUUCCAAGCCACCCGAGACGAAAAAGAAUUAUGGGAUGAUCUAGCACCCAUGGAUCACAUACAUAUGUAA